This is a messenger RNA of Carica papaya (papaya), 986 nucleotides long. Its product is annotated as HMG-Y-related protein A-like. Gene Ontology annotation, molecular function: nucleosomal DNA binding; double-stranded DNA binding. Gene Ontology annotation, biological process: chromosome condensation; regulation of DNA-templated transcription; negative regulation of DNA recombination. Lineage: Eukaryota; Viridiplantae; Streptophyta; Magnoliopsida; Brassicales; Caricaceae. The record is from RefSeq and is a predicted model, not a curated record. Gene Ontology annotation, cellular component: chromatin; nucleus; nucleolus.
UGUGUCGUCCCAAUUAUAAAUCUCGAGAAAAAGGAAAAUUCGAAUUAACCAUCUAGAAAAAUAAGGAACAGUAGUUGUGGGAGUCUGUGAUUUUUGAAUCAGCUAGUAGCAGUAGCUGCUGGUUUGGAUUUUGGUGGGGACUCAUCUGACUGAGACUUUCUCAGGCCAUUUUCUCUUUCAUUUUCUAUCUCUCUGCAAAGAUUAAUGGCGACUGAAGAGGUUAAUAGACCUCCUUCACUCCCUCCUUACCCACAGAUGAUCUUGCAAGCCAUUGAAGCUCUGAACGACAAGAAUGGAUCCAACAAGACCUCCAUAUCUAAAUACAUCGAGUCAAAAUACGGCGACUUGCCGGCCGGCCACACCACCCUUCUCUCCCACCACCUUAACAGAAUGAAGGAAAGCGGCGAACUGGUUUUCUGGAAAAACAACUACACAAAACCCGACCCAGAUGCCCCCCCGAGGCGUGGACGUGGAAGACCUCCGAAACCGAAGGAUCAACUACCGGCGGGGAUUGAUUUAUCGACGACAAGGCCUCGUGGCCGGCCGCCGAAAGAUCCCAAUGCGCCUCCGAAGCCGGUGAAGCCGAAGGUGGCAUCUGGUACGGGGAAACCGAGGGGGAGGCCGAGGAAAAUGCCAAGACCGUCUGGGGGAACUGCGAUGGCCACCGGAGUGGGAAGCGGCCGGCCGAGAGGACGACCGCCGAAGGUGAAAGCUCCGUUGACAGAAGUGAGUGUUGAGAAUUGAGUAAUUAGAGGGUUUGUUGUUGUAAGUUUGUAAUGGUAGUGGGUUGGGUUAGAAAAGUGUGGUGGUGUUGGUAGACUGUGAGUAGUGAAUGUUGUGUGUGUUGGGUGUAGAAUUUGGUGGUGUAGCCGCCAUUGUUGAUGACUUCUUGAGCUUCUUCUUCUUCUUCUUCUUCUUCUUCUUGUUUCUUCUGGUUUGAUUGUAGAGAUGAUUAGUGACUAAUGAUGAUUUGAGUAAUUGAUUUG